This is a messenger RNA of Cyprinodon variegatus (sheepshead minnow), 1884 nucleotides long. It is a transcript of the gene ndrg2, whose product is annotated as NDRG family member 2. Lineage: Eukaryota; Metazoa; Chordata; Actinopteri; Cyprinodontiformes; Cyprinodontidae. Gene Ontology annotation, biological process: signal transduction. Gene Ontology annotation, cellular component: cytoplasm. The coding region runs from base 255 to 1364 and encodes 369 amino acids. The transcript is spliced from 16 exons. The record is from RefSeq and is a predicted model, not a curated record.
UUCUGGGUGCUGAAUUUUCCCUCUGCAGGAAAGAAAUAAAGCGACACCAGGAGACCGAGGAGAUAAAGAGGAAAAUAAGAGAGGUGGAGGAGAAAGUGUCAUUACAGCAGCUUCGCGGGAAAACUGGAUUGACAAAAAAAAAAAAAAAAAAGGGAUCAAGAAGAAACUGAGCAAGUGGAGAGCGAUAGUUGCCAUAUAAUUUCUUGAGACCGUUCAUUUUAUUGGUUUGCUGCAAUUUAAAAGGAGGAGCCAUCAUGACGUCAGAAAUGCAGGAAAUCGCCAUCACAGAGGAAAAGCCUCUGCUUACGGGUCAGGGUGAUGCUGCCAAGGAUGCAGCUGAACUUGCUGCAAGGAUACUUCUGGACCAAGGACAGGAACACAGCGUUGAGACCCCGCAUGGUGUUCUACGUGUUACCCUGCAUGGGACACGGACCACCCGCAGGCCCGCCAUCCUAACCUUCCACGACGUUGGUCUGGACAGUAAGAGCUGCUUCUCUCCUCUCUUUAAAUUCGAGGAGAUGCAGGAGAUCGUGAAGAAUUUCACCCUGAUUCAUAUCGACGCUCCGGGACAAGAGGAGGGGGCCUCCGCCUACCCGCCAGGCUACCAGUAUCCCACCAUGGAGACCAUCGCAGAGAUGAUCCCUGCUGUGCUGCAGUUUUUCAACUUCCGUACCGUCAUUGGAGUGGGGGUGGGAGCAGGAGCGUACAUCCUCUCCAAGUUCACACUCGCUAAUCCAGAUUCAGUGGAGGGUCUGGUUCUGAUUAACAUCGACACUAACGCUAAAGGAUGGAUGGACUGGGCCGCUCACAAGCUGAGUUCGGUGACUUCCUCCCUCACAGAGCAGAUCCUGUGUCACCUUUUUAGUCAGGAGGAGCUGUCAUCGAACACAGACUUAGUGACGUCUCACAGAGAGCGCAUCUCCAAAGCGCCUAAUCUGGCCAACAUUGAGCUCUUCUGGAAAACGUACAACAGCCGCAGAGAUCUGAACCUGGAUCGCAACUACACCUUCAAGUGUCCAGUGAUGCUGGUGGUGGGUGAUCAGGCUCCAUACGAAGAGGCCGCUGUGGAGUGCAACAGCAAGCUGGACCCGACAUCCACUUCCUUCCUGAAGAUGGCCGAUGCAGGCGGCCUACCUCAGCUCACUCAGCCCGCUAAACUCACUGAGGCUUUCAAAUAUUUCAUCCAAGGCAUGGGCUACAUGGCUUCCUCUUGCAUGACCCGCCUGUCCCGCUCCCGCACCACCUCGCUCUCCUCCUCCUACUCCAUGGACGGGUCUCGCUCUCGCUCUCGCACCCUCUCCCAGGGCUCUCAGGGGGGCCAAAUGCCGCCCAGUCCCUCCCAAACCAUGGAGGUCUCCUGCUGAAGAAGAUCCCACAGGCCAGAGCGCAGAGCGAGCGAGAGCGGAGAGCGAAAGGAAAGGAAAGAAGGGAAAGGUGAAGCGUAACGCAAGGAACAAGACGAACGGCUUUCUCUAUUUGUCACUUAAUGACUCAAUCGUUCCCCACAAUAGCAGAGAGGUGGAAAGAGGGAGAGAAGCUGUCCUCCAUGUUGGUCCUACAGAAACGAGGUUUAGCAGGAAGGAGGUGACGAACAGGAAACAGUUCCUCUCUCCCUCUGUCAGCCUGUAGAUCCCUUUAACCUAGAUCCAGAGUGUGGCAUGUAGAAGCUGCACUCAUCACACUAACCAGUAGAAACACUUCAGGAAGAAGAAUGGAGGAUGAUGAUGAGACUGUUGAUGAUGCUGAAGCUGAUGAUGAUGUAAUAGAAAAAGCUGUAACACUUUUCUCUUUAUUACAUGAUUUUAAUAUGAUAUAGAAUAAAAAAACAUCCUAUAGCAGAGAUACUUACUACUAUAUGUGUGUCCACUACUUUAAGGAUAGUUU